Molecule: messenger RNA, 915 nt
Organism: Diuraphis noxia (Russian wheat aphid)
Lineage: Eukaryota; Metazoa; Arthropoda; Insecta; Hemiptera; Aphididae
Product: dopamine receptor D4-like
Biological process (GO): G protein-coupled receptor signaling pathway
Cellular component (GO): plasma membrane; endosome
Molecular function (GO): G protein-coupled receptor activity
Source: RefSeq, a predicted model, not a curated record
AUGGUUGUUGAUGAUGGCGAGAUAACUAUUAUCAUAGGUACGGUUUGGAGCAUAUCAGCUGCGUUGGCGUCACCGAUGUUAUUCAAGGACUUGCUAGUAUAUGAAAAGUUUCCCGUGGCGAUGAUGGAAAAAACACAUGGUCUGGUGUUAUUACUCGUCGCAUUUAUAGCUCCAUGUGCUGCUCUUAUUUUAGUGUACUUCAAAAUGUACGUGGCGGCUCACAGAAACAGUUUACGGACUCGCAAGCACAGCGUGUGCAUAGAACCGGACCUGUCACGGCGCAACUCAAACGCCAUUUUCUCGGCGCUGCUGUUCCGAGAAGAGAGCCGGGCCAUGAAGACGUCCAUGAUGGUGCUGUCCACGUACCUGUUCAGCUGGACGCCGCUGUUCGUACACGUGUCAAUCGUCCAACUUCCGGACGAGGUGGUUUACACGUGCGCUCUGUCCGCGGCCACGCUCAACCCGCUCGUGUACGUGUUCCGGAACGACGCGUUCCGGAAGGAAAUGCUACGCGUGGUGUGCAGCCGCAAACGGUUGCGCGAGUCGGCCGCUGCYAAAGCGGCCACCGGCCACCAACAGCACCGGCUCAUGACGUCCCAUCAGGCCGACAGCGUGUCGGUACACAGUUUCCGCAUGUCGUCAGUCGAGUGCCAACACUCGUUCGACUCGGUCACGCCACCGCCUGCUGACUUUGUCGCCACAUACAACCCGAUAAACGGAUCAGAGCGUUGUACGCGAUACGAGAGCGUUACGUUCCGGUUGGCCCAGCGCCGUUGUCAAUACUGCAGCAGACAGAGUUCGGACUCGUCAUUGAGCAGUAACUACCCAUUGCUGGUCAACAAAAACCGUUCGUCGAGUGAGCCAAAUACRCCUAAACAUCACAACAACAACGAAAACCGAAUCGUCAUGUUUAAG